UUUUCCGCUUCCAUAAACAAGACGACUGCCAGAGUUAGCUGUCAGUCCUGUGUGCCUCUGGGCUGAGUCUCCCUCUGAGGGAGAGAGACAUACUGACAGAGAAAGUGAGCAAGGGACGAGAGGGGGAGAAAGUGAGAAACAGGAAAGAAGGGAGACAGAAAGACAGGAAAACCCAUCAGAAGAAAAGAGAGACAGGCAAGAAUUGACAGAAGAAGAGAAGAAGGGAGAAGAGAGAGUAAAAGACAGACUGAAUUGAGUAUCAGUCUCUCUACUUCUCCGAGAAGUCAUGGCAGAGAACAACACAAAUCUCUUUCUGGAAAUACUUCAAUCUUUUGAUGCUGUCCCUUUGAUAAUUGCUUUCUGUGUGUCCAUGGCGGUGGGCCUGGUCUUGGGGGCCUUGGUUUACGUGAUCUUGACCUGGAUGUCGCGACGCAGAGCAGGCUCGGCCAGCAUCACCCGCCGCCCUCCUCGCCAAACACGCACGUCUUCCCGCAACCGCCCAGGCUUUAACCGCAACAGCAGCUAUGACCGGCGCAGCAACAACAGUUUGGUCAGUGCUGCUUUCAGCUUCCAUCGCCAGACUUCCUCCCCAGAUCACCUUGACCCACUGGGGCACAAAUCCAGCUUCAGGGCUUCCACCUUCCACCCUCUCCUCCAGUGCAGCCAAGUCGCAAGGGAGGCAGAGGAGGGGAGCCAGACAACGCUGCCCCGUACACCAACUCUGAACACAUCAACUGGAUCAGCUCAAACAGCAGCCCAGCCAACUGCCACCCCACCCAGACCGGAGUCGUUUUGGGGGAACAAUGGCCUGAGGGGUUUCCAUGCUACACAGACCCCACCUCCAGCUUAUGAGAGCAUUAUUAGAGCUUAUCAGGAAACAUGCACCUGAGCAGAGCACCAGGCUGACUCUAACUAGAUGAGAGAGAGUUGUAAAUGGUUUUACAAAUGAUAUUGGACUAAAUCUCUACUGCUUUACAUGACCAGGUGACGCAGAGUGGAGCCACCAAAGACAUCAAGGUCAAUUGUGUGUCCUGCAACCAUCUGUUUUGUAUGUCUUUUGGUUUGUUAAUAUAUAUAUAUAUAUAUAUAUAU
Messenger RNA from Etheostoma spectabile (orangethroat darter), 1092 nucleotides. It is a transcript of the gene myct1a, whose product is annotated as myc target 1a. The transcript has 2 exons. The coding region runs from base 287 to 889 and encodes 200 amino acids. NCBI's taxonomy places the organism in Eukaryota, Metazoa, Chordata, Actinopteri, Perciformes, Percidae. Gene Ontology annotation, cellular component: nucleoplasm. The record is from RefSeq and is a predicted model, not a curated record.